Molecule: messenger RNA, 1209 nt
Organism: Cucurbita pepo subsp. pepo (vegetable marrow)
Lineage: Eukaryota; Viridiplantae; Streptophyta; Magnoliopsida; Cucurbitales; Cucurbitaceae
Source: RefSeq, a predicted model, not a curated record
UUUUCUUGGUUGAAAACUGUGUUAGUUAAAAGACCUUUUUGACCUCUCUCUCUCUCUCUCUCUCUCUGUUACUAGUUCCCGCCUUAAAAAAAUCCCCCCUUUCUCCUUCCUUCAGUACACCCUCAUAUUUACCGCCUUCCCUUUAAGCUUCAGCUACUUCAUUAGAGAUUCAGAGAGUGAGAGAGAAAGAUGCAGGGAACGUCCAAGGUGAUAUUAGGAGCUACACUGAUAUUGGUCGUGAGCCUUGCCAUUGUAUUGAGCCUCAUUCUUGUGUUGCUUGCUGAACUCUACUGCUCUCUGUUACUCCGCCGCCGUAGCCUUCGAGUUGCACCGCCCACCACCACCUCCAACUCCCCUGCUGACUCCCUCGUAACAGCCAGGAACGUCUCCCAGUCUUUGCCUUCAGCCCCUUGCAGGGACAACAACCGGUCUGUCAUUUCUCUCAGUAGCUUGUAUGCUCAUGGUGUUCUUAGUGCUCCAAGAAACUUUCUUUUCCCCCCUUGUGUUGUUAAAGACAACUAUGUAGAUGUAGCUGAAGCAAAGAGCCAAAGCUCUAAACUUCAUCGGGUUAUCGACAUUAUUGACACCCAUGAAUCAUCUCUAAGCCCUCGUCGAAUCGGGCUCAUUUCGACCCCAUCCUCACCUGAUCUUCCCAUUUUGAAAGCUUGUGCUGAGAGUAAACUAAGCCCUGCCAUUGCCUGUAAUGACAGUUCUUCCAGUGACAGUGACCAUUUAAUAUACAUUUCAAACCCCAUUUAUGCCAAUGAUGCAGAAGACACCCCAUUUGAAACACCAAAUUCCUCUCCCUCAAGAUUGGAAAGAUGUAGUUCUUCUGAGGAAGACGAGAUUGCAGCAUGUCCUUCGACAACCAUCCAUUCUCUCCCCAAUACGCCUCCUUUAACGCCGAUGAAGAAGCUCCCAGCUGAGGCUUGUUCGGUUACAUUGAGAAACGCCAGGUCUGUGGGGAAUUCUGGGAGUGAUUCUAACACUAACAAUGCUCUGUCAUCGUCCUCCUCUGCUUCUCCCUGUACCUCGCCAUCAUGGUGAUGUAAUUCAAUGGCAGCUUUAUAUUUAGUGUCGUAUCAGAAAAAGAAAGUAGCAAGUUUCUCGAUGUAUUGGUGGGCUGGGUAUUGUCCCAGCCCAUAAAGUGUUAUCUUCUAUCUUCUAAGAACAUUUAAAUAAACCAUAAGCCAUUCCAUUUCAUUUUCA